AUGAGUUGGAAAAAACUUCUUUCAUUAAAUCCAAUUGAAUUUAUAGACUAAUAAUUAGCUAUUUGCAAAGGAGAACUUCCAAAAGGUUUGAGAGGUUCAUUGUAUAGGAAUACAGUAUCAACAAAAAAGAGAAGAAAUGGAUAUCCUGGACAUUUAUUUGAUGGGGUUGUUUAUUUAAAUUAUAUCUAUUAGGAUGGAGUGGUAUUGAAGAUAGAAUUUAAAGAAGGAAGAGCUAUUGCUACCUAUAAAUUUGUAUAAAGUGAAGGAUUCAUUAAUGAAUAAUAAAGAGAUGGUAGAUAUUUGUAUUAAUAAUUAGAGUAUAUUUAUGCUGGUUUGGGUAGAACUUAUUCAGGAAAUUUUUUGACUAAAAUAUUCAAUUCUUUCUCAUUUAAGAAUCCUGCUAAUACAUCGGUAUUACCUUUAAGAAAUGGAGAACUUUUAGCUUUAUGGGAAGGAGGAUUACCAACAAAUAUAAAAAAAAAUAAUUUAUCUACAAUUGGAUUAACUAAUGGUAAUAGUCUAUAAAAUUCUGAUACAUUUUCUGCUCAUCCUAAAAUAGAUCCAAAAUCAGGAAUGAUAUAUAAUGUAGGAUUAACUCAUGGAAUGAAUUAAAUGGUGAAUGUUUAUGAAAUGAAUUAAAGUGGUUAAAUUUUGAGAAGAAAUUCUACUUAAGUAAAUGGAAGAAGAUUUAUGUUACAUGAUUUUAUUUUAGCAGGUGAUUAUUUAAUAGCAAUUAUGUAUUCUUAAUUUGUGACGGACUUUCAUAAAAUUCUAUUAGGUAGAAAAUCAUUAGGAUAAGAUGUACUAAAUGAUGAAUCUUAAGGAAUACAAGUAUUUGUAUUUGAUAAAUCAAAAAAUCUUUAAUUAAUUGCAAAUAAGAUUAAUUAUUUAAAAUUUAAUGUUUGGCAUUAUUCAAACGGCUAUGUUGAUUAAAGUGGUAAUGUAGUGUCUUAAGCUAUUACUUAUCCUAAUUAUGAAUUAUAUGAAAGCUUUUUCAUUGAGAAUCUACUUAAAAAUGGACUAAUAGAUUCUAAAUCUUCUUAUGAUCGAUUGAUAAUAAAUCCACUUACAGGAGAAAUAUUAUAAAAAUAACAAAUAUUAAAUGACUAUCUUGAAUUUCCUGUUGUGCAUGAUGAUGAUGUUGGUUAGAAAUAGAAAUUCACAUAUGCAGUAAUUUAAUAAAGUAUAUUUAUAUAUUAACUUAUAAGAGAAGGAUGAUUGGUUUAAUGGAAUUAUUAGAAUUGAUGAAGAAAAUCCUUAAAAUAGUUAAAGAAGAUAUUAUUAAUAAGAACAAUAUUUAACUGAAGCAUUAUUUGUAUAAGAUAAGAAUAAAUAAAAAGGAGAAGGAUGGUUAAUUUUUAUAAUCUUUGAUGGAACUGUAGAUAAAUCAUUUGUUGAAAUAGUAGAUGCAUUAUCCCUCUAAUCUGUCUGUUUACUUUAACUACCUUAGUUAAUUGCACCUAGCUUCCAUGGUAGAUUUGAAUAUGAACAAUGAUU
Messenger RNA from Paramecium pentaurelia, 1497 nucleotides. Lineage: Eukaryota; Ciliophora; Oligohymenophorea; Peniculida; Parameciidae. The record is from the annotation of a GenBank genome assembly.